UAUCAUCUAUCGUCAAGAUUGUCACGUCACUCUGAUUUGCCUCAAAAAUAUAUAUAAAAUAUAUAAAUAUCCUUUGUUUUCCCCCCAAUUAUCCCUAAAUCCGUAUUCAUUAAUUGAUUAAGUUCAUUAUUUAUAUUUUUAUACUUCGUUCCCGAAAAGCCUCGCACAUGCAAUAACAAAAACACGCAUGCGAUUUGCGAAUGCGCGAGUGUGCGAUAGAUAACCCCCGUCCGCCCUCCAAAUCACUUCACUUCACAACUUCACACCUCCGCUACAUUGCUUUGAACGUUAGGAAAAUUAUUGGAAAAUCCCAAGUGUCAAUAGUGAAAGUUGAAUAUUACUCAUUAGACAAAAAAAUAAAUAACAAAAGGGAAAAAAAAUUAAAAUGACUGCUGUGUUCAGACAAGUAAAUGAGGCGUAAAAUAUAAUAGUGCGUGUGUGGAAUGUAACAGAGAUUUGACAGUUGUUUGCGAAUAACAGAUAUGGCUGAGAAUCUGGGCAAGCGACCCUCCAAGGGUAUCCUUAAAACAUCCAGUAGUUUUGAUAAUCAGGAGGCCCCGAGUAGAGCGCAAAAAGAAACAAAAUGGGAUGAAAUGAACAUUAUAGCAACGUUACACCCAGCAGACAAAGAUUAUGGUCACAUGAAAAUUGAAGAACCCAAGACUCCAUAUAACUUUGCUGGUGUUGUAAAUGAAGAUAGUUUAGACUCUUGUGCUGUAGCGUCAAAAUUGGCAAAAAACGUUAAACCAAAAAUAUUUGAAGAAUCAAGUGAAGAAGAAGAUGAAGAGACUCCAGAAGAAAAAGAAAGGAGAAAAGUUUUUGAAGCAAAAAGAAAAGGUCAUUACAGAGAGUGGGAAGCUGUACAGUUAGCGCGCAAAAAGCUUCAGGAGGAAGACGACGAGGACGAAGAUGCUGAAGAAAAAGAAAAGGACGAUGAAGAAGACGACAUAGAAACAGAGCAGGAAGAUCAAGAAGACGAAGACCUUGAAGAGUUGAACAAGGCCAAGGAAAAGACUCAGAACAAGUGCGUGCCAUUAAGUGAAAAUUAAAAAGCAAGGAUGAGUGCCAUGACAAUAGUUUUAUUGGAUUAUGUCACUCAUCACGCACCAUGUUGUCCAUUAAAGAUUGAUAUUUUUGAAAGAAAAUAUCUCAUUUUUUUGUGAUCUUUUUCGCUUUCUGAUUAUACACUAUGUUUCUCUUUUUUUUUUUUUUUUUAUAAGCCUGGAAAAAAUUGUAUAUAAAUAUUUAAUGCUUUUUUUUACUUGAAGAAACCAUAAUGGUUGAGAAGUCAAAUCCAUGAUUCACUCUAGCGAGAUUCAAAUGAUGCAGUUUACAUGAACUUUUACAAGUAAUUAUUCACUGCUAUAGAACCAUUCGAAUUAGCAGCCAAAACGUGCCAAAAAUAUUUUAUUUUGACAUUAUUUUAGCAGUUUUCAACUAAAGGUUGUGCUAAACAUUUUAUAUUUCUCAUUAGUCCUUAUAAUGAAUUUUUUAAUUGUUAUUUAAAU
Molecule: messenger RNA, 1508 nt
Organism: Copidosoma floridanum
Lineage: Eukaryota; Metazoa; Arthropoda; Insecta; Hymenoptera; Encyrtidae
Product: protein phosphatase inhibitor 2
Biological process (GO): regulation of signal transduction
Molecular function (GO): protein phosphatase inhibitor activity
Source: RefSeq, a predicted model, not a curated record